Molecule: messenger RNA, 662 nt
Organism: Daucus carota subsp. sativus
Lineage: Eukaryota; Viridiplantae; Streptophyta; Magnoliopsida; Apiales; Apiaceae
Product: cyclin-B1-2-like
Exons: 4
Coding region: 66-488 (140 amino acids)
Biological process (GO): proteasome assembly
Cellular component (GO): cytoplasm; nucleus
Source: RefSeq, a predicted model, not a curated record
AGUCUAUACAUACAGAUUGAGAGAGAGAGAGAGAGAGAGAGAGAGAAAUCAGAGAGAGAGAAGCAAUGGAGGAUACAAAGAUAAUAGAGCAAGGAAUCGGAGAGCUGAAGAACGAUCAGCUUCGUUUUGGUCUUCAAGGUGUCAAAAGCGACAUCGUCGGAUCUCAUCCUCUCGAAUCUUCUUAUCAUUCUGCAAAAAUUAGAGAAGAGGAGAUGAAGAGGAAAAUACUGGCUAAUACUUACGGAGCAGCUUUCCCACUCAAGAUGGAGCUGGAUCGACAGGUUCUUUCGAGGUUUCAGAGGCCCCCAGGGGCAAUACCAUCGUCCAUGCUGGGUUUAGAAUCUUUGACGGGAGCUCUGGAGAACUUUGGCGUUGAAGAUUACCUCAAUGAUCCACGUGACUCGGAGACUCGUCCUGUUGACAUGCAUCAUGGACAGGAAGUUCGGCUUGGUCUCUCUAAGGGGCCCGUCUGCCCUAGUUUCAUGUGAUGUGUUUAUGUUAAAAACUUUCAUAUUGGUUUCAUAGGCGCUCUGGUGUUUGAUUUGUAACUUCACUCGUGCUGUAAUAGGAUCUCUUGAAGUUCUCAUUAUUAAACAGGAUUCUGCUGCAAAAACAUCAAGCUUAACAGAUUAUUAAAAGUGAUGUUGUUUUCUUGCUUUUAA